Salvelinus fontinalis (brook trout) is the source of this 230-nucleotide messenger RNA. RefSeq names its product protein diaphanous homolog 3-like. NCBI's taxonomy places the organism in Eukaryota, Metazoa, Chordata, Actinopteri, Salmoniformes, Salmonidae. The record is from RefSeq and is a predicted model, not a curated record.
UGGAAUUGUAAAAUCCAGUAACCACUGACCCCAGUCCUGUUUCAGCCUUAACGUUGGACCUUCACAGCUUUGCCACGUCGGCCAGAGAGCAGUACCAGAAGCUGAAGGUCAUGCACGGCAACAUGGGAAUCCUCUAUCAGAACAUGCUGGACUACUUUGCCAUGGACUCCAAGAAGACCUCUGUAGAGGAACUGUUCACAGACCUCAGCAACUUCAGAACCAUGUUCCUG